Molecule: messenger RNA, 3352 nt
Organism: Polypterus senegalus (gray bichir)
Lineage: Eukaryota; Metazoa; Chordata; Cladistia; Polypteriformes; Polypteridae
Product: protein kinase C alpha type-like
Exons: 15
Coding region: 43-1536 (497 amino acids)
Biological process (GO): protein phosphorylation
Molecular function (GO): ATP binding; diacylglycerol-dependent serine/threonine kinase activity
Source: RefSeq, a predicted model, not a curated record
AAGCUGCACGUCACAGUGGGUGAGGCCAAGAACCUGAUCCCCAUGGACCCCAAUGGACUUUCGGACCCGUACGUCAAACUGAAGUUAAUUCCUGACCCCAAAAAUGAAACCAAGCAGAAGACGAGGACGAUCCGCUCUUCCCUGAACCCCCACUGGAACGAGUCCUUUACCUUCAAACUGAAGCCUACAGACAAGGACCGUCGGCUCUCAAUCGAGAUCUGGGAUUGGGACAGGACCACCCGGAACGACUUCAUGGGCUCGAUGUCCUUUGGCGUGUCUGAACUCAUGAAGGCUCCUGCCUGCGGCUGGUACAAAUUGCUGAACCAGGAGGAGGGCGAGUAUUACAAUGUGCCAAUUCCGGACGCAGAGGAUGGCAACGUGGAGCUCCGGCAGAAAUUUGAGGGAUGCCAUAUUAAUAAGGCCUUUAUAAAGAAAGCUAGACUGGGACCUGGGAAGAAAGUCAUCAGCCCUCCGGAAGAUGGCAAGCCAGGACUGCCCUGCAACAACUUGGACAGGGUGAAGCUGACAGAUUUCAACUUCCUGGCAGUACUGGGCAAAGGCAGCUUUGGCAAGGUAAUGCUGGCUGAGCGAAAGGGCAAGGAGGAGCUGUAUGCCAUCAAGAUUUUGAAGAAGGAUGUGGUCAUUCAGGAUGAUGACGUGGAGUGCACCAUGGUGGAGAAGAGAGUCCUAGCACAGCAAGACAAGCCCCCCUUCCUGACCCAGCUCCAUUCCUGCUUUCAAACUGAGGACAGACUUUACUUUGUCAUGGAGUACAUCAAUGGUGGGGACCUGAUGUAUCACAUUCAGCUUGUUGGAAAGUUCAAGGAGCCACAGGCAGUGUUUUAUGCAGCAGAGAUUGCAGUUGGACUCUUCUUUCUACACAGGAAAGGAGUCAUCUAUCGUGACCUGAAGCUUGACAAUGUAAUGCUAGAUUCAGAAGGGCACAUAAAGAUUGCGGACUUUGGAAUGUGUAAGGAGCACAUGCUUGACGGAGUCACGACAAGGACGUUCUGUGGCACCCCGGAUUACAUAGCACCAGAGAUAAUCGCUUAUCAGCCUUAUGGCCGGUCCGUGGACUGGUGGGCCUAUGGAGUGCUGCUGUAUGAGAUGCUUGCUGGGCAGCCCCCCUUUGACGGUGAGGAUGAGGAUGAACUGUUCCAGUCCAUCAUGGAGCACAAUGUCUCGUACCCAAAGUCCAUGUCUAAAGAGGCUGUGUCUAUCUGCAAAGGGCUGAUGACAAAACACCCUGCCAAGCGCUUGGGCUGUGGCCCUGAAGGUGAGCGGGAUGUUAAGGAGCAUGCGUUCUUCCGGAGAAUCGACUGGGAGAAGCUGGAAAACCGGGAGAUCCAGCCACCUUUCAAACCCAAAGUGUGUGGAAAAGCUGCCGAAAACUUCGACAAGUUCUUCACGCGUACCCUGCCCAUGCUGACGCCUCCUGACCAUCUAGUCAUCGCCAACAUCGACCAGACGGAAUUUGAGGGAUUCUCCUACGUCAACCCACAGUUCAUCCACCCGAUGCUACAGUGCGCCGUAUGAAGACGGCCGUGGCCCAGCACCAGGAGCGAGAGGAUAACAGCCGUGCAGGAGCGAACUCUUGUAACUAAUUCGACUCCCAGAUCCUCCCACCCCUCUACCCCCAAAAUGAGCACAGUGGCACCGAGCUAUGGGAUCACCUGGCCUGUUCUCCUGUGCCCGUGGGGGGGUGCCCCCCUGUCUACUUUCUGGCCAGUUUUCUCUCUACCCAAACACCCUCCCUCCUUCCCCCCGCCCAGGCUCUGGAUUUCUAUCGCAGUCUUCCCAGCGUUCCUGUCAAACCUUCAGGGGUCAAUCGAGGCACCGACAGGCACGUUCUUUCUGUGACUGGCAGGGAGGGUGGCGAGUGGGAGGCACACUCGCUCCCGGCCAGCUAGGCUUGCUUUGCUGUAGGAUUCCUCUUUUCACUAUUAUUAUUUUCUUUUUUUUUUUUUAUUUUAUCGUAUUUUGUGUUUGUCCACUGGGGCAGUAUAAACACCUUCAAAAGCAAUCAGACAGCUGGAAGGUGAAAUAAAGGUGCCAGUAAUGCGGGGGCUGUGCCAACACAUUCAGUAUGCCCUUGUGCUGCCGUGCCACACCAAACAAUGGAUUUCAGGUUGUGUGGUUUUCGGUCUGUAAAUGGAGUCAGACACCAGUAUACCUGACCCGUGCCAGGGCUGGCAGACAUCAUUGGCUUUUACCGUGGCAUGGACUUGGGCGUCUUUAGGUUUAGUGGAGGGCGGCCCACAUUUUGCCAUCCUGAAACGCCAGGGGGUGAAUUUGUUUCUCAGAGGAAAUGAGCAAACCAGAGUGGGGAUGUUGCACAGGGGUCCAUGUAUUUAAACUGACUGUGCAGAGGCCUUUGUAGGUGGUGAGGGGCCAUGGCAUGGCAUGAUAGAACUAGACCCCCAAACCCCCAGCAGUUCCUGCAUGUUUCUAGCCGACUCUGCCAUAAACUGACUACAGCACGCAUUUCUUUUAAUUGGUGCGCAGUGUCUGUAUGUGAAAGAAUGAGCUCCUCUGUAACCCCCCUAUUUGCUACUUUUUAUAUUCUGUAUGUUAUACCAUAGUAAUAAACUCGGAAAGAACGCAGAAGGGGGUGCUUCUGAACAGCGAGGCAGGCAGCAGAGGGGACAUCCAUGUGGGCGCAUCCUGGGUGCAGACACCCCUCACAGCUAUACUAUGUGCGCUCACGCCUGCAUGUCCUCGUGUGCCAAAAAUCAAUGUGGAAAGAAGCCAGCAGGUGUGUUGGUGCCAGGGGUCUCCAACAGCUGUUUUACAAGGUAAUGCCCACUUGUUGUUUAUUGGGGUUGGGGCUUGGAGGCGGAUUUUCUCUAUGGAAUGCCCCACCAGUCUACUCCACCUGGCACCUCCCGAGGGGAAAAGCGGCCAGGCUUUGAUUGCCCAUCACUGGCAGGGAACCCCGUUAUAUUAUAACAGGUGUAUUUGUGACCCUUCUGGACUGUACCCACUGUGUUCGUCCAUUCAUUCUCUCAUCUAUACUUGAUUUUAUAUUUCCAAGUUUGAUUUUAAUUUUGUGUAUAAAAGCAAUCAUUCCUCUAAUCUUCAUAAAGCACCAUACGGUGUGUUCUAUGAUGUAUUUCCAUCAUGUCUACUUUCUCCCAGGUAGGGUUAGAGUUUCUGAUCACGUUUACACUACCAGUCAGUCGUGACCAUGUAUGUGCUCCGCCCCCUGUGACAUGGUCAUGCCCACAUGUAUCAUGUCCCGCCUCCUCCUCCCUCGCACAGUUUAGAAGCACCCAUGAGCCGCAUGUUCUGCUUUGUCCCGCUGCUGAUUGUAGCUUAACGGCAUCAAUAAAAUAAAAUGAUAACAAGUAAA